GCCCCGCCGGGGUGCGCGGGGCCGCGCUUUGCCCCCGCUGUAGCCCCGGGCUGAGCGCGGCCGCGCCCCCGCGCUCCCUUCUUCCCUCUCGUUCUCCCGCCCCGCCGCCGCCAGCCCUGGCUGCCCGGCGCAGAAGAUGCUGCGGCUGUGCCUGCUCGCCCUGCACGCUCUCCGGCUGGCCCGGGCCGCGCCGCUCUCGCCUGGGUCCUGCGCCUUUGAGGACAGCGCCUGUGGCUACGAGUGGGACUACGCGCAUCUGCCCUGGGCGCUGCACGGCGAAGGACACUACAUUUCUGUGGACACGUCUUAUGAGGGUGAGAAGGCCGUCCUUGUCAGUCCUGACCUGUAUUUUGAAGAAUGGAGCUGCAUCAGACUGAUUUAUCAGAUAGCAACUGCUUCAGUGACUUCAUUGGAUCCUGCCAGGCUCAACCUGUACAUGAGGAAAGAAGGAGAGAGCUUUGAUAAUUUACUGUGGUCAGCCAAGGAGCCUUCAGAUAGUUGGCUUAUAGCCAGUUUAGAUUUAACAAACAGCACAAAGAAGUACAAGAUUGUAUUGGAGGCUGAAAUGGGACAAGAUAAAUCUGCCAGCAUAGCAGUUUUUGAAAUUAAAAUAACUCCUGGAUAUUGUAUUGAGUGUGACUUUGAAGAAAAUCAUCUUUGUGGCUUUGUGAACCGCUGGAACCCCAACGUGAAUUGGUUUGUUGGAGGAGGAAACAUUCGCAAUUCCCAGUCUAUCCUUCCCAAAGACCACACACUUAACAAUGAAUUGGGUCACUACAUGUAUGUAGACUCCAUUUACGUCAAACAUUUUCAGGAGGUGGCUCAGCUGAUUUCACCGAAGAGUACGGCUCCAAUGUCUGGCUGCUUAUCCUUUUAUUACCAACUUAAGCAGGAGAGCAGCAUUGUUUUUACUCUUUACUUGAGAGAUAUGAGUGGCUCUUAUGAAGAGAUCUGGAAAACAGACAGUGCCUCGACUGGAGACUGGGCAUUAGCUGAAGUUGACUUUAGUGCACCGUACCCGAUGGAGGUAGUAUUUGAAGUUGCUUUCAAUAGUGCCAAGGGAGGUUAUGUUGCCCUCGAUGACAUUUCUUUCUCUCCGGUUUACUGCAGCAAUCACACAGGAAUUCUCUUCAAUCCUGCUGAUGCAGGCUGCAGUUUUGAGGAAGACAUGUGUAAUUUUUACCAGGAUCACAAGGAUGUCCCAGGAUGGAGCAGAGUGAAAGUGAAGCGCAAUGUGUAUAGAGCAGGAGAUCACACUACUGGGUUUGGUUAUUACUUGCUGGCAAACACAAAGUUUACAUCACAGCCUGGGUACAUUGGACGUCUGUAUGGCCCAACCCUGCCAGGAAACUUGCAGUUUUGCCUGCGUUUUUAUUACGCUUUGUAUGGCUUUUUCAAAAUGAGCGGCACCCUUACUGUUUAUAUUUUUGAGGAGAAUCAUGUCGUUCAAGAGAAAAUCUGGUCUGUCUUGGACUCUCCAAGGGGUGUUUGGACUCAAGCUGAAAUCUCCUUCAAAAAACCAAUGCCUUGCAAGGUUGUCUUUGUGAGUUGGUGUAAGAGCUUCUGGGACUGUGGACUUGUGGCACUGGAUGAUAUAUCAUUGAGCCUGGGAAGCUGCCAGGCUGCUGAUCUCUUGCCACCCUCUCCUGGUGAGUGUACUUUUGAAAAGGAUGAGUGUGUGUUUACCCAGAAGAAGAAAGGUCGUGGGAGCUGGCAAAGGAGUCGGGGUCCGACUCCCACCUCUUACACUGGACCAAAGGGGGACCACACUACCGGGGUAGGAUACUACAUGUAUAUAGAGGCAUCCAACAUGGUCUAUGGACAGAGAGCAUACCUAGUUUCAAGAUCACUGAGAGGGACCUCUGGAAAACAAUGCUUGACAUUUUUCUAUCACAUGUAUGGAGCCGGGACUGGAUUAUUAAGUGUUUAUCUAAAAAGAGAAGGUGAUGAUGAAGAGAUUCCUUUGUGGAGGAGGACGGGGGAACAAAGCAUCUCGUGGCUAAGGGCAGUGAUAGAAUAUGAAAGUGUUAGAAACUACCAGAUUAUUUUUGAAGCAAUCCGUGGGGUGUCGAUGAGAAGUGACACAGCUAUUGAUGAUGUUCUGUUCCAAGCAGGACCCUGUUUAGAAGUGGAAGAAAUUCAGUUCUCAUCAGGCUAUCCAGACAGCUUAAAUGAAAUUGAGUAUUAAAUACAGUCUGCUGAAAGGAGUGGGAUGCAUAGGAAGCUUUUAUGUGAGAAACUGCACAACGGCCUGUUUUAAAAUGUGCUUUAAGUGAAGACUGGACUCAUUCGGAUACUCACCCAAGUGUAGGAGAAACUCAGAGCACUCGCGUUCCUCGCCUUCGCAAUGAAAUUAUCGACUCAGGGCUUCUUAGACUGUUUUAUAAUGUUUAUUUUUUUUUUCUCUUUUGCAUGAGGUUAUCAAUUAUAUAUCAAGGCUUCCCGUUUUGCACAGAUCAUUCAACACAGUAUUUUAGUGCUUUUUUUGUGUGUGUGUGUGUGCGUGCGUGUGUAUGUGUAAAUCUUUCUGGUAUAUAGGAAAAAAGGGGAAAGCAAAGGUGCACAAUUAAAAUCUAAUAUUGUGUUAUCUUAAAUCUGCAUUCAGUGAAUGUUUUGUGUUGGGUACAGAAUGGCUUUAUGUUAAGGAAAGAAUAAAUACUUAAAGAGAAUAAAGAAAAUACUAUUAGAUACUACUAAUAUCCUACAGGCUAAGUGCAAUUAUUCAUAAGACAAUUCUCUCUGGGAAACUCUUAACACUUUGCUGGUAAUUUUUGUGUUUUUGUAUUCUUUUAUUGUAAGAAAUAUAUUUGUCAUCUUUAGCAAUAAGAAGCUCACUUCUCGUGUUUCAGUAUAAAUCAGCGUAACCUACUGCCAAAUAAAACAGUUCGUACACUCACAAAGAAUGUACUCACACUUUACCCAACCACAGUGCCUUGCAAUUGUAUUAAGUAGAUAUCAAAUUCACUCAAGUUGUUAAUUUUGAGGACUUUUUAAAUAUUUGUGUUCGAAGUUUGUUUUGAAAAUAUUAAAACUUCCUAAUAAAAUAUAACUUUGAAAAUUG
Coturnix japonica (Japanese quail) is the source of this 3061-nucleotide messenger RNA. It is a transcript of the gene MAMDC2, whose product is annotated as MAM domain containing 2. NCBI's taxonomy places the organism in Eukaryota, Metazoa, Chordata, Aves, Galliformes, Phasianidae. Gene Ontology annotation, cellular component: membrane. The record is from RefSeq and is a predicted model, not a curated record.